Alosa sapidissima (American shad) is the source of this 3857-nucleotide messenger RNA. RefSeq names its product GTPase IMAP family member 4-like. The record is from RefSeq and is a predicted model, not a curated record. Gene Ontology annotation, molecular function: GTP binding. NCBI's taxonomy places the organism in Eukaryota, Metazoa, Chordata, Actinopteri, Clupeiformes, Clupeidae. Bases 880 to 2235 code for a protein of 451 amino acids. The transcript has 3 exons.
CCUACGGUAGCCUACGGUAUCAAUCAGUGCAACAUAACUGAUUGGACAUACGGUUAGCCUACUCUCUUCUGACCUCCCAAACCGAAUGAAAGUGUGUCUUCGUCUCAUCUGUAAUUAACACCGACAGGAAAAAUAAAACAGCUUUAGGACAAGAUUGUUAUUUGACGAUUGCGGAAGCAGCGUAGGCCUACAGCCAACAGUAGCCUACAGUGAAUCCAGUCAGAGCGGUGGAGGUAGGCUACGUUUAACUUUUAAACUUACCGAGGCCUUGCGCUGCCAUCACACCCGACGCGUUUACAUCAAAGCCAAACUCCACACGACAGAGGAAAAGACGAAAGACCGCAGGAGAAUAAUCAAGUCUAGUGCACAAGAGCGAACCCCCACUGCAUGCUGCAUGCGAAAGUGAAAGCCACCGCCCAAUGCUCCUCACCGUCGGAAUUUGAUAGUUUUCUGUAGACCAAAUUGCCAACUAAUUAAAAUCGGGUCGAUAGUUUUUGCGGUAGGCUAUCCUGUUUAUAGUCCAACAAAUGAAGAAACGAAGCGCGCCUAUCGAAAACUCCUCGUCAAAAGGAAAAAAAACGACACCAAGCCGCAAAAGAACUCUGAAGUGCGUCAACAGCGCAGACUUCUUCAGCUAUUUGCCGCUAAAGUGAAGGUUAAUCAGAAGCCUACCCUAGAGCUUACCUAGGAUCAGUUUAGAAAUUGGUGAGGAAUUUACAAAGUUUAGAAAUUGGUGAGGAAUUUACAAACAAACCACAAAGAAAACAUUAUCGUCUAAGCCGAGUCUUAGUCAGAAAAGCUGCAUCGACUGAAGUGCGCCACAAGAAGAAAACAUUGGGAAACUAAAGCAACCUGUUUCAGGUUUGCUGAUUUUCAGAAAUGGAUCCAGGUCUCACCAUCGUUCUUCUGGGAAACACUGGAGUCGGGAAAAGUGCUUCAGGAAACACCAUUCUUGGAGAUAAAAUAUUUGAGUCCAGGCGCACUUUUAAGUCUGUUACAACAGAAAUCACAGUGAUACCUAAAAAAUUGUUUGGGAAAAACGUAAAAGUGGUUGACACUCCAGGGAUAUUAUCUACUGGUUCAGAAGAGAUUACUAUCUUCUGUCAGCGGCUGCUUCAGUCCUCCAGACCUUGUUUGUUCCUGGUAGUGGUUAAAAUUGAUCGAUUCACUGUGGAGCAGGAAAAGGCUGUGAAUGCAGUGAUCAAUGUUAUCGGAGAUGAAGGACUAAAAAACGGCUAUAUGCUCUUCACUGGAGGAGAAUACUUAGAUGGCACACCAAUUGAUGAUUUCAUCAAAGAGGAUCAAGAAGGUCUACUUCCAACACUCACUAAAAGGUUUGAUGGAAGGUAUCAUGUGUUCAGCAAUGACAAAGGAGAUCAGAAACAAGUUGAGGAAUUGCUUGAGAAGUGGAAUCACCUUCAAACCAGCAAGCAAGGUUCCUGUCCACAAGAUAUUCCUAGCGGGUCUCUUUUGGAGGACAGGAGGAUUGUGUUGCUCGGUCUACCCGGAGCUGGGAAGAGUUCAUCAGGAAACACUAUCUUAGGAUGUAAAAUGUUUGAGUCAGGCUGCGACUUUGACGCAGUCACUACUGAGUGCACUAGUGGAUCAGCGGAGUUGAAGGGUCAAAAAGUUACAGUGGUAGACACACCAGGAUUCAGUGAUAAAGUUCUGACUCGUCAGAAGUUGUUAAAAGAGAUCGGGAAGAUGGUGGAGGAGGCGAAACCAGGACCACAUGCCUUUGUUUUUGUGGUCAAAUUAGGCAGAAUCUCGGAAGGAGAUGCCUACCUGCUAAAUAAACUACCAAAACUGUUUGGCGCUGAUGUUUUAAAGUACUGUAUGGUACUUUUCACUAAUGGAGGAGAGCUGGAAAACAGAAGGAAUUCCGUGGAACAAUUGAUUAAGACCAACAGAAAUGUGGAUAAACUGGUCUCCAUGUGUAGUGGGAGAUACUGUGUGUUUGAUAAUAAUAAAAUGAAAAGAGACAGACAGCAGGUUGGAAACCUCCUGGAUAAAAUAGAUGAAAUAGUCACAGUUAAUCAAGGAAGGCACUACGGAAACUUGAAAAUGCCUAGAAUUGCAGAUACCGACAGAUCCGGUCAGUCAGGUACAUCAAGUCCAGCAAAUAGGCCAAUCUCUGAAAAUACAUGGCGAACACCAUUGGAGAUGCUCAAAGACUUAAUUAAGUGGCUCCAAACAGCAAUUAAGAGAUUGUUGAAUAAUUCUAUACCAACUUAAGGAGGUACACUUUUGAGAUAGUUUACUUGAAAAAAAUAUGACACAAACAGAUUAAGGAUUAUCAAAAUAGUUUGCAAACUUGAAGCCACAUUCAAUGAUUUGUUACUGUCAUUCCUACAUGGAGCGAAAUUUGGUUCUCAGGUUUGCUUAAUUAAACAAAGCCCAAAAAUUAGUACAACAAAAUAGCUCACAAAAUAGUAUAAAGCAAAUUACAAAAAGGGGUAAAACAAUAUAAAAAAGUAAAGUUAUGUGUAAUACAAAUGUAUCAUCCUAUCUAAAAAUCUCUUUAGUCUGCAUCUCUUGCAGAGUAGCUGAACUCCUUCUAUGCCCGCUUUGAAAAUUACAUCAGGUCAGAGGCUCUGUUAGAGCAAGACUGCUGCCCAUUUCAGUUAUCUGAAAGAGAUGUGUGUAAAUCAUUUAUAAGGGUGAAUACACAUAAAGCUCCAGGACCCGACAACAUCCCAGGUUGUGUUCUCAAGGGUUGCGCAUCUGAACUGGCUGAGGUCUUUAUGGACAUCUUUAAUCUCUCCCUGCAUCAGUCUGUUAUCCCCGCAUGUUUCAAGAGGUCCACCAUCAUUCCAGUCCCUAAGAAAUCAACAGUAAGCUGUCUUAAUGAUUACAGACCUGUUGCUCUCACUUCUGUUGUUAUGAAGUGUUUUGAGCGGUUAGUUAAAAAUCAUAUUACAUCCUCCCUGUCUUCUACAUUAGAUCCACUCCAGUUUGCCUAUAGGCCAAACAGGUCCACAGACGCUUUGAACUUUGAACACUGCUCUCUCACCUGGAUAAGAAAAACACCUAUGUACGGAUGCUCUUCAUCGACUACAGCUCCGCUUUUAACACCAUAGUUCCAUCCAAGCUGAUCAUGAAAUUGAGAGACCUGAACAUCAGUCCCUCUCUGUGCAGUUGGAUCCUUGACUUCCUGACUGACAGGACACAGGCGGUACGGCUGAGUAACAUCAUCUCAGACUCCACUAUAACACUCAGCAGGGAUGUGUGUUAAGCCCCCUGCUGUACUCGUUGUAUACUCAUGACUGUAUGGCAACUCACACCUCAAACACCAUCAUUAAGUUUGCUGAUGACACCACCAUAAUCAGCUGUAUCACGAGUGAUGAUGAGUCUGCUUACAGAGCAGAGGUGGCAACCCUGACAUCCUGGUGCCAAGACAACAACCUGCUGCUCAACAUCAGCAAAAUCAAGGAGUUGAUUGUGGACUACAGGAGACAGCAGGAAGAGCACGCACCCAUCUAUAUUGGAGGCACAGCAGUAGAGAGUCAGCUGCUUCAGAUUCCUUGGAAUUAACAUCAGUGAGGAUCUGAGCUGGUCACACCAUAUAGGUAUGGUCACAAAGUCAGCAAGACAGCGACUUGUCUUUCUUCGGCGGCUGAGGAAGUUUGGUAUGGACGGUGAAAUACUGAUCAACUUCUACCGCUGUACCAUUGAGAGCAUCCUGACCAGCAACAUUACAGCAUGGUAUGGUAACAGCACCGCUCAUGAUCGUAAAGCUCUGCAAAGGGUGGUCAGGUCAGCGCAGCCCAAUACAAGGACUGAGUUACCAACUAUCCAGAACCUUUACAGUCAGCACUGCAGGAGGAAGACCAAGUGAAUCCUCGCUGACCCCAGUG